Cavia porcellus (domestic guinea pig) is the source of this 5602-nucleotide messenger RNA. It is a transcript of the gene Ifit5, whose product is annotated as interferon induced protein with tetratricopeptide repeats 5. Lineage: Eukaryota; Metazoa; Chordata; Mammalia; Rodentia; Caviidae. Bases 155 to 1603 code for a protein of 482 amino acids. Gene Ontology annotation, molecular function: RNA binding; protein binding. The transcript is spliced from 2 exons. Gene Ontology annotation, cellular component: cytosol. The record is from RefSeq and is a predicted model, not a curated record. Gene Ontology annotation, biological process: defense response to virus.
UCUGACUGCGAAGACACACCCCCAGUCUGCAUCAUUAGUAGCUGAUAUAAGCCCUUGGGUUUCCCUUUAUCUGAAAAUUCGCAAGAUAGACUAGCCAGCCUCUGCAGACCUCCUGCUGAAACGCUGCAGAACUGUGGCCUUAUUCACAGCAGCCAUGAGUGAAAUUCCUAAGGACUCCUUGAAGGCCGUUUUGUUAGAGUUAGAGUGCCACUUUACAUGGAAUUUACUUAAGGAAGACAUCGAUCUGCUUAAUGUAGAAGAUUCAAUUAUACUACAGCUUGAAUUUCUUACCACAGAAUCCAGACUUACUUUUAGUAAUUUGUUGGCCUAUGUGAAAUACCUGAAAGGUCAACAUGAAGAUGCUCUAAAGUGCUUGGAACAAGCAGAAGAAGUAAUCCAGAGGGAGCACUCAGACAAGAGGGAAGUUCGAAGUCUGGUCACGUGGGGAAACUAUGCCUGGAUGUUUUAUCACAUGGGCGAGCUUGAAAAAGCUCGGAAGUUUGUGGACAAGGUAAGGCUUGCCUGUGAGAAAUGGUCCACUUCUUCUAAGUACAAGUUGGAGCUUCCUGAGAUUGACUGUGAGAAAGGAUGGGCAUUCUUGAAAUUUGGAGGAAAGUAUUACCACAAGGCUAAAGCAGCUUUUAAGAAAGCUCUGGAAGUGGAACCUGACAACCCGGAAUUUAACAUCGGCUAUGCCAUCACAGUGUAUCGGCUGGAUGAUAUUGACAAAGAAGGACCUAGUAAGAGCUUUUCCCUGAGACCUCUGAGGAAGGCUGUUACCUUGAACCCGAAUGAUACCUACGUUAAGGCUUUGCUGGCACUCAAGCUUCAAGAUGUAAAUGCAGGAGAUGAAGGAGAAAAGUAUAUUGAAGAAAUCCUAGACCAGAUGCCAUGCCACCCUCAUGUCCUCCGUGAUGCAGCCAAAUUCUAUAGGAGAAAACAUUGCUAUGGCAAAGCUUUUAAACUUCUAGAGAAAGCCUUGCAGAUGACACCAAAUUGUGCUUUCCUGCAUCACCAAAUGGGACUUUGCUACAAGGCACAAAUGAUUCGAAUCAAGAAGAUGAUACGCAAAAGACCUGAAGGACAAGAUAAAGAGAAGAUCAAUCAGUUGAUUGCAUCUGCUAUAUCUCAUUUCAAAGCAGCUGUGGAAAAAGACUCUAUGUUUACAUUUGCUUACCUGGGCCUCGCCCAAAUGUAUGUGGAGGGAAACCAGAAUCACAAUGCUGAAGACAUUUUCCAGAAAGCCCUUCAUCUGGAGAACAUAAUUGAUAUUCACAAACAUGAGGUCCAUUACCAGUAUGGCCGCUUUCAGGAAUUUCACUGUAAAUCAGAGAGUACUGCCAUCCACCAUUAUGUAGAAGCUUUAAAGUUCACAGAUAAGUCAUCCUUACAUACCAAACUGAUAGGUAUUCUGGAAAAAUUGGCUACCAAGAGACUCUCUCUUAAUGCUUUUGAUGUGCAGAGUUUAAGUGCUCUGGGAUUUAUUUGUAAGCUGGAGGGAAAAAAGAGGCAAGCUAUUGAGUACUAUGAGAGAGCCCAAGAGAUAGAGCCUGAAAAUGAAGAGUUCCUUACUGCUCUCCGUGAGCUUCAACUUUCUAUCUAAAUAUAUACUCUAGGAAAUUAGUUCUCAGUUUUUCCCUUCAUUUUAGGUCCUCAUAUUUUUGUUGUUUUAAUCCAUGGUUCAUUACAAACCCAAUAUUUCUCAAUAGUUAUUGUUUAUCAGGUAUCAAGCUGAAUAUUUUUAUACAUUGUGACAAAUAUUUUGCUGUUUGCUCUCUUCUCUUUAGUUAAAAUAUAAUCCAUUGAGAAACAGCAAUCUAGCUGUUGUAAUUUUGAAAAUGGUAUGAUCAGCAUGAGUUUAUACCAUUAUACCUUUUAUCUUGGCUAUUUACAAUAUUUUUCUUAUUAAUUUUUUUCAGAUUUUACAUAUUAUCUAUAAAGUGAAUAUAAUCCUCCAUAAAAUGAUUUAAGCUCUUAACUAUGUAGUUUGCAGAAGAUUCGAAUAUUUCAGUUAUAGCUGUUUUGACUUUGACAAGUAUAUUUAACUGUCAACUUGAUAAUUCACCUAAAGAAUCCUCUUUGUUACACAAAUUAAUAGUAAAAAGCCAUUUCUGGAGUCAAAUUAGGACAGGAGAAAAAAAGAUUUUUCUCAAAUUCUAAAUGAUACAAAACUUAGGCAAUCCAUGAGAAGUCUUCCAAAAUCUUCAUGAAGUAGUUCAAAAUUAUGAAAAAAAGAAUAAUAGGCAUUAACCUUGCUUUACUGUGUUUUUUUACUAGAAAAACCAAUGCUGGCUCUAGAUUAAAUUGUACUCCUUUCAAUUAAAAUUGCAGUAUUUUUAAAAUUACAAUCAUUGAGAUAAAAAGAUUAAGAAGUUGAUGGAAUUUGUGUGUGAAGAUAUGGACAAAUAUUUUGAAGAAAAGAAGAGACAUUAUGAUAGCCACUGUUGAUCUCCUGUUGUCUUGCUUUGAAAUCCUGUGUCACUUGCAUUGCUUUCUUCUGAUCUGCUUUAUUCUGUUCCAUUAUGUUUUGUUUUAUCCUCUUUAAAAUAAAAAAAAGUCGACAGAAUUCAUAAACAGAGUAAAAUCGACGUUCCUAAAUUAUAUCACUAGAUUACCAAGAUUUUUGUAUAUUAGCAUUGGUUCAGUAUUGGGUCCUGACCUCGAUCCCCAAUCUCCCAAACAAGUGUGUGGUAAAGACUUAAAUAAAAUGAGACAAGUGGUAUGAUUUUAGGGCUCCAGAAGGAUCAAUACCCUUUAGCUGAAUUUGAGACACUGAGGGCUAAGACAAAGACUUCUCCAGACAACCCAUUUUUAUUAUUAGGUCCAAAUAAAGAGCGGGGAAAUGAGGAAAGUGUAGCCAAUAAGAAGGACCUAGGGAGUCACUUGAAAGUCUUCUCCAAGUGGUAAAUUAUGCCAAUUUAGGAGAAACAUCUUAUCUCCAGAAUGACAUUUAUGGUAGGAAACUGUAGGACUGAAUCGCUUCAGCUGCACUGUUUAUGUACUUAAUUAGUGCUGGAGCCAAGGUGUCCUCAGCUGUGGCCUCAUCUUGCCCUUUGAGGCAUCUCUGGUCUCACAGGCCACUACAGGCCUCAGCCAGGACCAGUGAUUCAUAGAGGUUCACUUACUAUGAGUCAGCUCCCGUUGCCAGGCAAGGGGCCUUGGCCUCGGUCAGACUUACAGAUAAACAUAGAAAGCCAAUUAGUUAACUUGAAAUUCUGCUCAGUGUCACUUCGGGAGUUCUCUUACCUCUAGUUCCUGACCUUUGACAAACUGCUUUAGUUUUCCAAAGUGACUUCUGUGAAGUUUUUUCUUUUGUCUAUAAAGUUUUCAGUCAGAUUGUCAUUUUUUCCUGUACAUCCUCCAGGAAUAGUUAAGCUUUACUUUUAUUUUAGUUUUAGUAUCUGCCUUGAGGGACCAUUUUUGAGGGCUCUUAUACCAAGGAACUUUUUAAUUCAGGAGGCUGAGGUAUGGCUUCUCUGAUGUGGUAACUUUGACAACAGACCACACAAUUAUAUACUACCACUGUGCUAAUGGAGAAGUGUGCCAUGUGGACUUUAUUCUUCACUUUUGCAUUUUAGUUCUUAAAAUUACUGUGUAUUUUACUUAUUAUUUUUGUCUGAAAACUUUGCAAGGCAUGGUGUUGCAGGCAUGUUAUCCUGCAUCCUAAGAAGCUGAGGCAAGAAGAUGGGAAGCUCAGACCUAGCCUGGGAAACUUGGUGACCAGCAAGGUCCUGUAUCAAAACAAAAAAUAAGAAGUAGACUGGGGAUGUAGCUCAGUGCAAAGGCCCUGAGUUAAAUCCCUUGUACCGCCCAAAAAAUUCAAAUAUGAUUUGGUUUUUAAAAUAAAAAUAAUGAAUUCUCAUUGUAAAACUUCUGUAUACUCAUCCACUCACUCCUCCUUACCCCAGUAUUAUACCCCUAAGGUGAUCUCUUUGAUAUGUAUCCUUCCACAUAUUUUUUCUAUGCAUAUUAGGAUACUAGGAUAUAGGACCUGGCCUAUAUCCCCAAUCUCCCAAACAAGUGUACAGUGAAGGCUUAAAAUAAAUGAGAUAAGAUUGUGAUUUUAGGGCUCCAGGAGGAUCAAAACCCUCUGCAGAGUUUGGAGACUCUGGGGGCUAACACAGGGGAUGUCUCUAAAUAGCCUGUAUUUAUCAUUUUUUUCAAAUAACACUGGAAACUGAACAGACCUUGAGAGUGGUUCAAGGACUGUGCAAGUAAUAAAGUAUGUUAACAAGAACUAUCCUAGGAGAUCUCCAUGUUGCAUUUCACUACAGGAGUGAAAUGCCUGUGGCUACAGUCUUUAUUUAGUUAUUGGAGUUGCAACCCGAUAUCCUCGGCCAUUGCCCCAAUCAUGCAAGAGCCUGUGUUAGGAGAACUCUCAUAAUUUAAAUCCUAUUCAGCCCUUCAAUCUAUCAUAAUAAUCAGUUACCAGUGUAGCCAGCAAUUGUCAGAGGUGUUAGUGAUUUAAUCUUCUUUUAAAGCUAACAUUUUAUUAUGGCAUUGUAUUAGACAUUUUGAAGUUAGACCUUUUGAAGUUAUAUGCCACAGAAAGUUCAAGGCCAAGUUAAGAUGAGACCUGUAUUAAAUACAAUCAGUUUCUUGCCAUCUACUAAGGUCAGUCAGGUCUCCUCAGGAAUUGCCUUGGAAUCAUACAUAGCAUCUCUUGGCUCUACACUCAGUGUUAACCAUCAGGAUGGGUCAAGGCCAUUGCUUGACCAAGUUGCUUUGCAUAAAAACUUGGGAAAUUUUUUCUCCUAGUGGCUCUCCUUAAGCACACCAUUCAUCAAAGAUCACUUUCCUCCGUGGUCUGAUAAUCUUGAUCAAAAUGCCAGGGAUUCAGGGCUGGGGGUUUAGCUCAGCGGCAUAAGCACCUGCCUUGCAAGCAGGCGGUCAUGAGUUCGAUCCCUGGUACCGAUAAAAAUGAGAAAGACAAAAAAAAAAAAAAAAAAAAAUGCCAGGGAUUCACUGAGUAUCUAUGGAUGAUCCAAGCAGAGGUUCUUUUAUGUCUUGGGUCCUCAUUGGCCUUGAAGGGCUGGGACCAAAAUAUUGAGUAUCCUCUUAGCCUAUCUGUCUCUCUAAUUUUUGGUCUCUAACUUCAGCUGUUGAACAUCCAGAAGAAAAUAUUGAUAACAAUACAGUGUAUUAGAGGCAGUAAGUUUAACAUUGCUAUCUUAGCUAAAUAUGAAACACAUUAGAAUAUUAAAUGAAACUUAUUUUCUAUUAUCCAUGGAUAUUUUAACAUUUAGAUACCUAUAGAAUAUUAAUAGUUACAUAUUUUACAUAGAAAAUUAGAAAGCAAACCAUAUACAACAUUACCGCUUGACAGUUAUGACACUUUUGUAACUAUCUGAAUUUUUGGUUUGACCACAAAUCUCUGCAUGAAUACAUUAAUAUACCACAAGGUUAAUAACAAUCUGUCAUAGCCAUAUGAAACCUUUGCACAGACAUUUUAAAAUCAAUAAACUUACUGUUUUAUUUUUUGAUGACCAAUGUGAACAUAUUACAAUAAUAUAUUUUGUCUAACUUUGUCAAGGUAUUUCCAUAAGACUAUGAAGAUCACUGGGGCCUCCAAUCAAUAAACGAGAACUGGCUACAAAUGUUA